AUGUGCACAGAGGUAAAAACAUCAAUCAACAAAUCUGUUUCAAAACCUAGAAGGAAAAGGAAGGUUGUUGAAUUAAUUGAAGUUGGUGGUAAAAUAGUAAGUAAAACUUCAACAGGUAAAAGAAAGUUUCAUAAUAAAUCCAAAAAUGGUUGUGAAAAUUGUAAACGAAGGAGGGUUAAAUGUGACGAAGCAAAGCCUGCUUGUAAAAAAUGUAGUAAUAUGAAACUAGAUUGUAAUUAUCCAAAAGUUACGCAUAUUCAAAGUACAAUCACGACAACAGUUUAUAAAGAUGGUACCAAAUCAAAAUCAGGUGGGAUUAAACUUCCAAAUCAGAAAAAAAACCAAUUACAAAAAGAACAACAAGUCAUAGAAGAACAAGAACAAGAAGAAGAAGAAGAAGAAGAUGAUGAUGAUGAAGAAGAAGAUGAACAUGAUGAACAAGAAGAUAGUAUAGACGAGGGAAAAAGUAAUAAUAUCUUAGAAGAUCCAGAAACUCCAGCAAACGUAACCGAAACCAAACUCACAGCUACAAAUGAUCCUAUUAAACAGGAGGAAUCAAAUUUGCUGUUUCAUAGAAGACGAGGUUCAAUGGUAUUGCCUUUGAAUUCUCCAGACAAGCAAGGUAAUAUGGAUUCUUUAUUACUUCCUUCUUUGUCAACUGUACCUAAUUUCGCAAAUUCUCAGUUCAUGUUACCACAGUUGAUGUCGUUGUCAAAUUCAGAAAAAUUCUCAACUUUUGACUUAUCUGGAGGUCCAAACUCUGCAAAUGUUAACACAUUUGGUAAAAAUAAUAAUAUUAACAUUCAUGGAGAAUCGCCAUUACAAUCUAUACCACUGAAUGCCAGUAAUAGCAUAAGUAGUUUGCUAUCUGUUAGCAGAUUCUCAACUUUACCAAACCUAAAUACAAAUGCUAACUCUACAUCUUUAGGGUUACAAUCACAGCAGUCUUUGUCCAAUAAUCUGGGGGCCACUUUAGCUGGCUCUUUUAAUAAGGGCAAAAAUAACCAUAAUAUUGGAGGAUUAGAAAAUGCUCCAGUCAAUCCAUUGUCGUUAUAUGGCGACUCUAUUGCGUUAGUUAGUAAAUUGGGUUUGAAUUUAAAAGGUUUAAGUGCAUUGAAUAGCCCCGGUUUUUCGAUGGGCCAAUUUGACUUCCAAGAUCUUGGAGGUCUAAAAAGUGCACAUGCAAUGAAGGUCAGCAUUGCCGAAGAAGUAUUAACAAAUAUGCAUAAGCAGAUGACAAAAUCUAUGAAUCUGCGAUCUGCUCAAAAUAAUGCCUUUAAAAAUAAUAAUAAUGGAAUCGGAAAUGUAGGAAUGAGCAGAUCUGGUUCACUAAACGCAUCAAUACUUUCGCAUAACCCAACCAUAUCUCCUGUUGUUCCUGUAACUCCAAUGACAAGAAAUUUAGGAGAAAAUGAAUCUGGCGUCAAUAUACUGAAUUCUAAACUAGAUGGCGACAAUAGUAAUAGAAUGGAUACUUCACCUUCAGCUGCCACCCUUGCUGGAAGAGAAACAAUAGAUGAAACAAAACAGGGUAGUCCAAAAUCCAGUAAAAACUCUAUGGAUGUUUCCGGCAACGAUGAAGGUGGCAUAUCUGACUCUAAUGAAAAGUCUGGAUCUAAUGGAAGCGUUUACAACCUUGUUAGAAUGUCUCAGCAGGUUUCUUUAAAUCUAGUGGAUUUGAAAUUAUUCUAUCACUAUUGUACAAAAGUCUGGCCUACAAUUAUAUCGGCUGGUAUUACUGGUGUUCAAUUAUGGAGUGAAGAAAUACCCGAGCUUUCAUUUGAAUACCCAUUCUUAAUGCAUUCCAUAUUAGCUUUCAGUGCCACUCAUUUGUCAAGAAGUGAGAAUGGUUUGGAGCAUUAUGUUUCAAGCCAUAGAAUUGAAGCUUUAAGACUACUAAGGGAAGCAGUUCUAGAAAUAUCCCCGGAAAAUACUGACGCAUUAGUGGCAAGUGCAUUAAUAUUGAUAAUGGAUUCUUUGGCAAAUGCAGCCGGUGGUAUCAGCAAUAAGGACGAUGAUACUGACUUAGACAAAGGCGAUAAAUCAGAUAAUAGUAGUGUAAUGACAGGAAGAAGUAGUAAAAGUAGCAAUAGCAGAACUACAAGUAGAGCUAGAAUAAGUUCAACUAUGUCACCAAGUGCGUGGAUUUUUCAUGUCAAAGGAGCUUCUACCAUAUUAACUGCUGUAUGGCCAUUGAGCGAGAAAUCGCGGUUCCAUGAUUUAAUAUCGAUAGAUUUAAGCGAAUUUGGUGACAUACUGACACAGGAGAGUGACACUAUUUCAGAAUUAGUUUGUUUCGAUGAGAGUAUCGCUGAUUUAUACCCUGUGGAAAUAGAUUCUCCAUAUUUAAUCACGCUGGCCUACCUAGAUAAAUUGCAUAGGGACAGAUCACAACCUAAUUUUAUUUUAAGAGUAUUUGCAUUUCCAGCAUUAUUAGAUAAGACAUUCUUAGCCUUGCUUAUGACAGGUGAUCUGGGAGCUAUGAGAAUAAUGAGAAGUUAUUAUAAAUUACUAAGAGGAUACACCACACAAGUAAUGGAGACAGUAUGGUUUCUUGAAGGUGUACCUCAGGUUUUACCACAAGAUGUCGACGAGUAUAGUGGUGGUGGUAUGCACAUGAUGCUUGACUUUUUAGGCGGUGGGUUGCCGUCAAUGACAACUACAAAUUUAAGCGAAUUUGUAUAA
Messenger RNA from Vanderwaltozyma polyspora DSM 70294, 2685 nucleotides. Its product is annotated as Zn(II)2Cys6 transcription factor. NCBI's taxonomy places the organism in Eukaryota, Fungi, Ascomycota, Saccharomycetes, Saccharomycetales, Saccharomycetaceae. Bases 1 to 2685 code for a protein of 894 amino acids. Gene Ontology annotation, biological process: regulation of transcription by RNA polymerase II. The transcript has a single exon. The record is from RefSeq and is a predicted model, not a curated record. Gene Ontology annotation, molecular function: DNA-binding transcription activator activity, RNA polymerase II-specific; zinc ion binding.